GGCCAAGUCUUUGUGGAACAUCUAUUCAAGCCCCACGGAGAACUCGUCUUCCGCAGAUUUAAGUCAUGGGAAUCCCGGACCUGUGUCAUCCAUCCUCCAGUGACGUAGAUCUUUGUAGUCAGACCAAAGUCUCUACAGCUCCAAUUAUCAUUAAGUCUUCAGCUGAGUUACUUUCCAUGGAACAGCUUGUUCUGAUUGGUUUGAUCACAGGCAUCGUAUUGUUAGGCAUGGCCAUCCUGGCAGUCGCUGUAUUGAUCUCGUCAAGAAAAUGUUCGCAGAGAACAAAAUGCAAGAACGAUAACUCGGAUGUGCAGGAUCCAGCAGACGGCAAGUACUCUCGACCCUACGCUACAUCUGGAAAAACUCAGAAAUCUGGUGCUAAGAUGUGCACAGCCAAUAAAAUUAGAAAGACCAGAAAUGCGAUUGAAGAAGUCUCUUCCACAGUUUCAACUUAUAGUGUCUCGCACAUCUACGAUAAUGACUCCAGUAGUCUUCAGGAUCCUACAUCCGGAGAAUCAAGUCUUCAAGACGUUAACGUAAGCUCAGAAAAAAACAUCCAGAGAGAAAUUUCUUUCCUUACGGAUUCGUUUCCUUCUGAAACAGGAAAUCGAUUACUAUUAAUUGAAGCCGAAGUAUACGGAAGACCAGUUAGCGAGCAGAUAAUCUCCGAGGCGGUCAGGGAGAGUUUGAUAUACUUGGAAACACUGCACGUUUCCAUAAGUCAAGACAUCUCGAGCUCAAACAAAAGCUUGAUGAGGAUGAAGGACACGAUUAUUCCAGUAGAGGAGAGAGCCACUGCUGAGUUAAGGGAAUCAGUGUGCAUGGCAGAGGAUAUAAGAGGCAACAGAGACAUCCAAGAGGAGGUGAACAGUUUUUCCAGAGAUUCUGCUUACGACAACAACUGGGACAAUCGUUUUUCGACAUACGCUAACCAUUUUGAACAUUUGCCACGCCCUGAAUCUGGCUUUGUAGAUCCUGACCUUCAGAAUAUAAUGCGAAUCUCUGAAACGGAUGUAAAGACGCUAUAUACAAGCAACUCUAAAUCUAUGGAGGUAUCACCAUCAGAAAACGAUAUUCAUAUGCCAUUGAUCGAUACUAGUGUUUAUGUCGAACCAGACAAUGCAAAGUCCAGUCCUGGGCUAUUUAUGGACAAAGAGGACAACGGUGAUAAAUAUAACCGUGUUUCUAGUUAUGCGAAUGUUUAUGAAGAUAAACAUGGUUACUUAGUGCCGAAUACUAAGUUCUAAAUUCUUUUCUUCCUUACUAAUGGUUCAAUCUCCUAGACGAAUUUCAGAAUCACACGCAGGACUCUGUGAAAAAUCUGAAUUAUUUGCAGACGUCAAGCUCUUACAUCAAGCUCUUACAUCUAGCUCUUGCAUUAAACUCUUGCAUUAAACUCUUGGAUUAAACUCUUGCAUUAAACUCUUGCAUGUAGCUCUCGCAUGAAGCUCUUACAUCAAGCUUUUACAUCAAGCUCUUACUAAUGGUGCAAUCUCGAAGCUAAAUUUCAGAAUCACACGCAGGACUCUGAGAACAAUCAAAAUAAUUUGCAACUUCAAGCUCUUGCAUCAAGCUCUUACAUCUAGCUCGUAUAUCAAGCUCUUACAUCAAGCUCUUAUAUUAAGCCCUUACAUCUAGCCCGUACAUCAAGCUCUUACAUCAAACUCCUACAGCACUUACAUCAAGCUCUUGCAUUAAGCUCUUGCAUUAAGCUCUUGCAUAAAGCUCUUGCAUGUUCCAUAAAUAUUUAGAUGUGCUGUAUGACAACAUCACAUCCUUACUUUUAAAAAAAACAACUUUAUUGUAGUUCCAUAGUUCUUGAGAUCUUCCAAUCCAUGUACAUCUGGUUUAUUAAACUGUAAAUACACUGACAAUAAUGUGAUAUGCUACAAUUCCUCUAUCAAACAUCCAUCUACCUGUAUUUGCUGUCCAUGUCACUUUCUGUUUAGUUCGUUACCAAGAAAGGAUUGCCAAAAGUCCAGCAAAGGACAGGACCUUCUUUUUGGGAGGGUUGUGUUCCCCUUACGACAGGCAAAGGCCGAAACUGUAAAAAAAAAAAAUGUACGGAUUCUACUCCGUUGUCCAUUUCAAUGGCAUAUUAUCGAACAUUAGCAUUCAAUACUUUAUAUCUCCAGGUAGAAACACACUAAUACACAUAUUAUCAAACAUUAGCAUUCAAUACUUUAUAUCUCCAGGUAGAAAUACACUAAUACACAUAUUAUCAAACAUUAGCAUUCAAUACUUUAUAUCUCCAGGUAGAAACACACUAAUACACAUAUUAUCAAACAUUAGCAUUCAAUACUUUAUAUCUCCAGGUAGAAACACACUAAUACACAUAUUAUCAAACAUUAGCAUUCAAUACUUUAUAUCUCCAGGUAGAAAUACACUAAUACACAUAUUAUCAAACAUUAGCAUUCAAUACUUUAUAUCUCCAGGUAGAAACACACUAAUACACAUAUUAUCAAACAUUAGCAUUCAAUACUUUAUAUCUCCAGGUAGAAACACACUAAUACACAUAUUAUCAAACAUUAGCAUUCAAUACUUUAUAUCUCCAGGUAGAAACACACUAAUACACAUAUUAUCAAACAUUAGCAUUCAAUACUUUAUAUCUCCAGGUAGAAAUACACUAAUACACAUAUUAUCAAACAUUAGCAUUCAAUACUUUAUAUCUCCAGGUAGAAACACACUAAUACACAUAUUAUCAAACAUUAGCAUUCAAUACUUUAUAUCUCCAGGUAGAAACACACUAAUACACAUAUUAUCAAACAUUAGCAUUCAAUACUUUAUAUCUCCAGGUAGAAACACACUAAUACACAUAUUAUCAAACAUUAGCAUUCAAUACUUUAUAUCUCCAGGUAGAAACACACUAAUACACAUAUUAUCAAACAUUAGCAUUCAAUACUUAAUAUCUCCAGGUAGAAACACACUAAUACACAUAUUAUCAAACAUUAGCAUUCAAUACUUUAUAUCUCCAGGUAGAAACACACUAAUACACAUAUUAUCAAACAUUAGCAUUCAAUACUUAAUAUCUCCAGGUAGAAACACACUAAUACACUUCCAAAAUGGAGUAUUGUCAUGGAGAGAGGUCUGAAGUAUGUGAG
Biomphalaria glabrata is the source of this 3101-nucleotide messenger RNA. RefSeq lists its product as uncharacterized. The coding region runs from base 66 to 1247 and encodes 393 amino acids. The record is from RefSeq and is a predicted model, not a curated record. Lineage: Eukaryota; Metazoa; Mollusca; Gastropoda; Planorbidae. The transcript is spliced from 4 exons.